GUUCGCGCAUACUCUACUGGUCUCCUUAUUGUGUGCUUAAAUAACCUCAUCGGAGGCAACCCCAGUGGUACCGUUUAGAUAGAAGGUGAGAUUCCAAGUCCAUAUAUGGGCAUACAUUUUGUAGAAUGUCUGGAGCUCGGCCAAUAAAAUGUGUUGUUGUAGGUGAUGGUGCUGUUGGCAAAACAUGCAUGUUGAUUUCGUACACAAGUAAUGCAUUUCCCGGGGAAUACAUACCCACAGUUUUUGAUAACUACAAUGCUGGAUUCGUUGUAGACGGCAUCCCAGUUAGCUUGGGAUUAUGGGAUACAGCAGGACAGGAAGACUACGACAGAUUACGGCCAUUGUCAUAUCCACAGCUAACUCAUCAUUGUCCUGAUGUGCCGUACAUCCUAGUAGGAACAAAAGUUGACCUGAGAGAAGAUAAAGAGGUUAUACGUAAGUUGGCGGAGGUUGGGAAGGCACCAUUAAAGAAAGAAACUGGGGAGAAACUAGCAUCUAAAAUAAGUGCCGCAAAGUAUAUGGAGUGUUCCGCUCUGACGCAAAAGGGAUUAAAACAGAUAUUUGAAGAAGCAGCCAGGGUAGUCUUGGUGCCAGUGCCUAAACGCAGGGCAGGAAGACGAUGUAAAUUCUUGUGAAAAGAUCAAGAAUUACCUCCAAAUCUUUCCUAUGCGUUGUACAGUUUUCUGAUUUACUUAGAUACCUUCAACAUCAUUGAAGAAGUCGAAACAAAUCAUGUUUUGUAAACUAGUCAUUCUGGAUGUGUAACUGUGUGUGGAUUACUGUUGCAUAAACUGUUGGUCUUUUGAUUACUACGGUAGGUGCAACAUUUGGAGUGGCCAAUGUUUGUCGAUUUGGUUGAUGAAUGUAUUUUAUUCUCCGCAGGGUUUUCCAUCUUACAUCAUCUUUUCUUAUUGUAAUGCAUUGUAUUUGUUGCGCUAUUUAUCUUCUUUUCAUUCAUUCAUUGGUGAGUUUAUUUUUGUAUCACUGAUUUUGUUUACACUGCUGUAAAAGAAUAUUUUAAUUAUUUUUGUCAUCAAUAGAGAAUUGAUGUUUGUUUCUAAAUGUGCGAAGACUACAUAACGCUAAGUUUCGUUAAAAGUCUUACUGAUGAAUUGAUAACUGUACACUUGAUUAUGAGUUGCAAAUAUCUUAGCGUGGCAUGUAGGCGUGAGUGGCGCAGUCACCGGUUGAACGGCAUCAGACCUCACUAAUGUCUGACAGAAUAGUGUAUGUCUCGUCGGCAAGGUCAAUGCUGUGAAUUCGCAAAGUUCAUGCUUUCUUGCAAAGAGUUUCAAUGAAUAUUCAUUUUUGUGGUCAGGGUAACACUGUCAUCAAAGCCGUGUUUGCAUUGUCGGUAAAAAUCACCGACUGAUUUCAACAAGAUGAUAAACAUUGGGUAGAAAUAAACUCUGCCGUGAGUGGUUACUCUUUGAUAGCCGUCACGAUCUGACGUUCCUGCAAUUUGAUUGGCACCGACAACAAAUCUGCAUGAAGGUGAAAAACUACAUCGUUUUGUCAGACGUGUGUUGGGUUUGGAGCGACCUUGUCAGACUACAAAUAUCUAAGUGUUCAAGAGAAUAAUUAAAACGUCAUGUCGUAUUGUAUUUGUUAUAGAUUGUGUGUCAGUAAGCAUAUUUUUUUAUCCUGGUGGAUUUUCACUCCUGCAGGGCCGCAGUGACUGCCAUUUUUGGUAUUGACAAAUGUUUUGCUUGUGUUAUUUAUGUGUAACCUCUAUUUAUGUUGAACGAAACAAAAAAUUCAAUAUAAAUUGACAAAUUAACUUUAAUGAUACUAUUUUAUUUUAACUUGAGUUUUUAUGGAAAAAUGUUUUAUUUUAAAUAUUGCUUGAUCAUAUACAUCAGAAUACAUGUGUAGAACAUACUGUAUACGGGUUAUACAAUGCAACUUGUAGUUACACUGCCCUCUAUCAUCUUUAUUACUUUCGUUUUUUUUGGGGGGGGGUAUGUUAACAUAAACAGCAUCUUUGUUGUUCAAAGUGAGGGUGUGAGUUGCUUAGCAACCAGAGAAAUGUUUAUGACAAAUACCACUUUUAUUCAUUAUGCUUUAUCGUUUUUUAUAUUUUAUGAAAACUUAAAAUAUGUGUUGCAAUGAUUGAUAAAGGGAGAGAACUCGCCCUAAUAAUUAAACCACUGAUGGUUUAAAGAAUAUAGCAAUGUAAGGGCCAGACUGAUAUUUAUUAUUCAUAAGUCAUUACUGGUGAACGUCACUUCAACGUUUGGAAUGUUGUGAUAUUCGUGGUACAUGUCAUCACUUUAUGCGUGUUUGAACAGUAUAUGAACGGCAGAUGGUGUGACUGUACCGCUUUAUCAAAGCGAUUAUUAACAAAUCCUCCCAUGAUGCUUAAUCUUCGCCUUCAGAUUCCAUGACUCCACUCGUAUCAAUCAGCUAAAUGAAAAAAAUAAUACUACAGUAGCAUAGUGAACUUGACAUAUAUUGGUAUCUGUGAUUAUUUGAACUAUUAAGGUUGAACUAUCCUUAGUUUUGUAAGUUUUCGUUAGAUUUGUCAUGUAUGCAUGUGUAUUUCUCAAUAGCCAAAUUUCACAAAUUGGCUUCAGUAAUGACUAUGAGGAUUUCAAAAUCAGAGAUUGCAUCUAUGUCCCAAUUUGUUGAAAACAAGAUCCUAUUUUUUUUUAAAUUUAUUUUUUCAUAUAUUUUGUUUUAUUAUUUAUUUACAAAUUACCAAAAAAUAAAAAAAUGUAGUUAAAAUAAAAUAUAUGAAAUGAAAAAAAAAAAAUACCUGCCAUACUAUUAUUGUACAUCAGAUUAUCAUAUACCUCGUAUUGCUCGGCCUCAUAAUGCUAUGGGAAGUGCACCCUCACAUCAGGGCAAUAAUUUCCCACAUCAUGCCAGGCUUUAAUCAAUCAAAACAAAAUGCGUUAUUGUAAAUUACGUAGUGUGU
Molecule: messenger RNA, 2920 nt
Organism: Saccoglossus kowalevskii
Lineage: Eukaryota; Metazoa; Hemichordata; Enteropneusta; Harrimaniidae
Product: ras-related C3 botulinum toxin substrate 2-like
Biological process (GO): small GTPase-mediated signal transduction
Molecular function (GO): GTP binding; GTPase activity
Source: RefSeq, marked validated